AUGAAUCGGGUCCCGACUACUGAUUCUCCACCAAAUGGCUCAACACAACCAGCACUACUGACAGAAGAAAGCAUUUUCGAACAACCAGAUGCAGAAGAUUGGGGCAAUUUCGUCGAUUCUGAUGAAGAGCCCGACGUCGAGUUUGCGUGCGAAUAUAUCAACCUCUACCCUAAAGGUUUCUGUUACCCAAUUUCCAUUGGUGAGGUUAUUGUCGAGCGAUAUCGUGUUGUUCAUAAGCUUGGUCAUGGAGCAUUUUCGACCAUUUGGAUGGCUUAUGACAUGGUUGAAAAUAAGGAUGUUGCACUCAAGAUACUGAUGCUGGGGGAUUCAGACAACUCUGACUACGGGAUGCAGACCCUCAAGGCCAACAUCGUGUCUUUGUCCUUCCGCUACAAGGACCAAACUUAA
Fusarium verticillioides 7600 is the source of this 408-nucleotide messenger RNA. RefSeq lists its product as hypothetical. Gene Ontology annotation, biological process: regulation of mRNA processing; spliceosomal complex assembly. NCBI's taxonomy places the organism in Eukaryota, Fungi, Ascomycota, Sordariomycetes, Hypocreales, Nectriaceae. Gene Ontology annotation, molecular function: ATP binding. The transcript has 2 exons. The record is from RefSeq and is a predicted model, not a curated record. The coding region runs from base 1 to 408 and encodes 135 amino acids.